Messenger RNA from Betta splendens (Siamese fighting fish), 5261 nucleotides. Its product is annotated as butyrophilin subfamily 3 member A2-like. Lineage: Eukaryota; Metazoa; Chordata; Actinopteri; Anabantiformes; Osphronemidae. The coding region runs from base 4014 to 4850 and encodes 278 amino acids. The record is from RefSeq and is a predicted model, not a curated record. The transcript is spliced from 5 exons.
UGAUUUUUCGUUUCGUGGAUUUCACUUUUCCGCAGUUUGUGGUAAAAGUUUGGUGAAUGUUUUUCCGUCCUCACAUACAAUCUGCGCUGAAAUGCAUGGUUUCAGCCUCUAAACGCUCAAACAGACGGAGACGUUGAUUCUUUACGCUCCGAGUCGUUUGGCUUCUGUUUAAACGUCUACGCUGGUGUGAGAUGUCAAACUCGCGCUUUGGAUGUCGGGCGUUUGAGUUGACAGGAGUCUGACGUUUUCCUGCAGAGCCACAGCGACGAGACACCGACACCUGUUGUUAUUGGACGGGUUUGGGCUGAAUUCGGAUCCGGUUCGAUGAGCGUAUUUGUGACGUUGCGCGGUGAUGCUGCGCUGCGUCACGUGCGCAUUGAUCAGGGACAGUCCGCUUCGUUAUUAUUGAGAUCCGACACCUGAGACAGAGAACUGGAACUAGACGAGUGUCCAUAAACAUCAGAGGUGCUGGUGAGAAAAUCCAGACAAGCUGCUGCUGCAAAAAGCAAUGAACCGAAUAACACAAACCACACGAGCCUCAAAAAGAAGGAAGUUUAGACCGUUCAACGUGCUCAGCAAGUGUGUGAAGGUCCCUGGAAGUGGUUUAGAGUUACAACGUCAUCUGCCGCGAGUCUGUGACGUCACAGUGGAGCUUGACACGAGAUCGGCGCGCUCUGUCAAAGCGGACGCGUUCAUGCGUUAUUUAUUUAUUUAUUUGCUGUUAUAGUUGCGGUGAAACGAGACUGACGGCUUCAUGAGCGACGGGCGGAGACUUGAGAUUUACAGUGUCAGAGACUGAGUCUGCGUUUAUUCUAGUGAAGGAAAGAUGAUUUAGUGACUGGAACAGGCUUCAAGUUGUGGAAUGCGUCUUUAUGAUACAUUUCAAUCAUGAAUAUUUACACACAGUAAAUCCCAUCACUCACUAGCGGUUCCCGUCCGUUUACUGCACGUCACCGUAUCAGCGUUUAUUGAGCACUUGUAAACACAUAAAAAGCGAUAUAAGCUGUAAACAUUCGUCAGAGUUCACACAUGUAACACGUCUGUACGCUCGUCAUCAGGACAAAAACUGCAGCUGCAAACUGAGGUAGGUAUUUUUUCAGACGUGAGCACUUGUUGAACUGGAUAAACAGGCGAAUUUACAUGAACACGGUCUGAUACAAUCAAUACACACUGAAAACAGCAACACAUCUGACAUGUGUAAAUGAAAAUAGGUUUCGUUGUUUUCACACACAGAACUGCUGUAUCUAAUGAACAGCAUUUUUUUAUUAUAGAUUUAUAGUAGAUUGAGCUCAGUCAAUCUAUUAUGACGGUGUCAGACGACGAGAGAGACGAGCAACAAGGUUUAUUACUAGAGUGAUGAAGAAGACAACAGGUACAAGAAAAUAACCCGAAACACAAGACGGACACGGAAAUAAAUAAAAAAACACAGAUAGACAGACCGACCGCCAACGAGAUGAAGUAAAUGACUGGAAAAUAAAAUAAUUGGAACUACAAACUGACUGAAGAAGAUGCAGAGACAGACGGCCUCGCGUGAGAACGUCGCUGCGGAUGUCAGUCUAACACAAAAGAACAACAGGAUGUCACUGUGGUCGCACGCGCACAAGUCCGCAAAGUCAAGAAACAGAAGACGCUCACGAGAAAAAAACCCGCGAGGACGAGACGAAAUAUGGAGAAAACCGGGUCAGAGCGGAACAGAAGGACUCGAACCGAAGGUUCUGCAGAAGAACACGCAGGGAAACAAGGCAGGCUCAGUCACAUGCAGCAGACCGGAAGCAGAACCGGGACGAACCAUUUGUAGUGGAGAUGGCUGACGAUGGCCUCUCCUGUGGGUUCUGGACUUUACAGUCCGCCACUGCAGUGACUGCUGGAUCACUAACAACUCAGGUGUUCUCUUGAAAGCUUUAUUCCAUCAGUCAUUCUUAAUGACAGCACAGUAUUGGAGUGCAUGUGGGCGUGUGUGUGGUUUAGCUCAAUGGACGCACACAAUACAUUAACAACAAUGGCUGCACCAAACCUAUUUCACUCUAUGGUCUUAGAAAACUGUCCUCAAUGACUUGUGCAUACGGAGCGGGGUCUGUACAAUAACAAUAAGAAAGGUCCCAUGACACCACUGAGAAACAUUGAACAAUCUGGCAGGCUGAUGAUCCUGGAGACUGGUCGGGUGUAAGAACGAUCUCCUACUCUGACUUCCACAGUCCUUUCUCGGCCAUCCGUUGCAGGAAAUGUCUGGGUUAUUGGUCCAAUGGGCCAUGAAGCUCGAGGGAGCUGAUUCCAAGCACCACUUCUGUCAUGUUUGGAGACCAGGUAAGUAGAAUCGAAUGAAGCUCCUCCAAAACUGAUCUGCCAGUACUUGACUAUGGCGCCACCGUCUUCUGCCGAGAAUCUCAGAUUCUGGAUACACCACCUGAGGCGAUGAUGCAUCUCUUCACCCCAUGAGCAGGAUGUUGGGUGUAAUAGAAUCCGGAUCGGCCACAUCGGAUGAGGUGUAGCCCAAUGGCUUCGAAUUCAGGAUACCCUCAAUUUCCACAAGCACAGUCUGCAGAACCUCUUCAGUGACGGACUGUGUGCCGAUGAUGACUUGAAGUGCUUGUUUGAGGGACUUUAUCUCUCUCUGCCAACAUCCACCAAAAUAAGGGACACCUGGUGGGUUGAAGGACUCUGGCCUCAUCCUCUGAUGGUAGACUACGCAAACAAUUGUUAACGUAGAACGACUUCAGUACUGCUUCUCUGGUUUCCUCACCCUCGCGACUAUGUUCGAUAAUGUGCUUCUGGAGGGCAAAGAUGGCACAGCAGGGAGAACAUCAUGUAGUGCCAAAGGGAAGCACUCUCCAUUCAUAGGUGUUGGGUGGUUCCUCACGUUUCAAGUCUCUUCACAAGAAUCUAAGGAGAGGAUGGUCCUCUGGAAGCAGUCUGACCUGGUGAAACAUACCGCGGUUGUCGCUGCUGACAGCCACAGCAUGCAAGCAGUGAAGGGCCUUGUGUCGGUCCAGGCAACAGGAGCUUGUUAAGAUUCUUAGCUCGAUACUCAAAUCAACAAUUAAAGACCACUCUGUUCUUCCCGUUGUGUGUCUUCAUCUCCAGCUUCCAACCUAUGGACAUGGCCAGCGGUGACCAGCGUAUGUAUUUCAGCAGUAUGAGCUGCUGCCUUCUCGGGGUCCUUCAACAACCUCUUCUCUGUAGCUCUCAGCUGCAGAAGAACUGCUUCCUUCAGAGCUUUGAGUGGAGGCAUAUGCUGCACACGUCAGAGUGGUGUAACAUACCUCUCUGUGCCUUCGAUCUCUACUCUUGCUGUCUUGUGUUCCAGAAGGUCCAACACCUCCUGAUCUUGUAAUAGCUGGGAUUGUGGGAGCUGGGCCCCUAUAAUACUGACUCAUUGUAUGGUGACGGGAGUGACAGUGUCUAUUGGGUCUCUCAUAUCUCUUGGAUGCCUCAUACUCAUGUGCCCUGGGAGAUCGGCGUCUAUGCAAACCUGGCCCAUAAUGCUGGUCAUCAGGAUCACUCUCUGGUGAACUCCCCUGAGGUGUUUCCCAUGAUUCCCUUUUGCUCGGUGAUCUGUAUGAGUGCUAUGUGCGAAACUACGAUCCUUUAGUAGAGUAGAGUGCUUCGGCUUAACUGUUAAGUUCAGCUCCGUCUGCUGUGAUGGGGGCUGUACAGGUGGCACUUGCAAUUGCUGGAUCAAAACUCCCAGAUGUUCUACCUGUUCGAAGCUGGUUGGUAUCCAUUUGGCCCCAAUGGGUGUGUUGUUCCAACUUCAAUUGACUGUGUUCAUUCUGACAGCAUAGUUUGUGGUUCUGCUGUUUUAGCUUUCCUAAUUCUUCAAGCAGAGUUUCUUUUUCCACAUCUGCGUGCUGCUUGUUGCUGGCUUCACACUCUCCCUUAGGGGGCCACUGAUCCUUUAUGACACCCUGUGAUGGUGGAAAACUGUCCUGACUAAUGGGUGAUACUGACCGUUCACCACCCACCGAUUCCUCAUCUUCCUCCGUGUGCUCUCCAUUCUGGCAACAGCUCCUCUGAUGAAAUCCAGAGAGAUCAUAGUCUUGAAGGUGUGCGGGAAGAUGCCUGUUCACACCAGAGACCUGUUCAUUAAACGUGGAGCCUGCGGAGGUUUGGCUUCGACCACCGUCUUAGUCCUUUUCAGCACUUUUGUGUUUGAAGGUCAGAGCUGCCAACAUCAGGCCGUGGUGGCGCUGGUGGGGGAGGCGGUGGUUCUGCCGUGUCACCUGGAACCGGCCGCGGAUGCGUUCGACUUGGUCGUGGAGUGGACGAGACCGGACCUGGACUCAGACCUGGUCCAUGUGUGGAGGGACGGGAAGGAGCUGGUGGACUUCCAGGGACGGACGUCUCUGUUCAGACUGAAGCUCGGAGACGCUUCUCUGCAGAUCUCUGGAGUGAAACUGUCCGAUGCCGGAACGUACCGAUGCCUGGUCCCGGCUCAUCAGGACUCAAGGGUGGAGCUCAUAGUGGGUUCCGUCUCUGAUCCGUCCGUCGCCGUGGUUUCAGACCACGACGCAGAGCUGGUGCUGGAGUGUAGGAGUGGAGGCUGGUUCCCAGAGCCUGAGCUGCUGUGGCUGGACGCUGAGGGAAAGCUCCUCUCUGCUGGACCUACAGAGACAGUCAGAGGUUCUGAUGACCUCUAUACUGUCAGCAGCAGAGUGACUGUGGACAAGAGACACAGCAGCAGAUACACAUGCAGAGUCCAGCAGACCUCCAUCAACCACUACAGAGACACUAACAUACUCGUUGCAGAUGUUUCCCCCUCAUGCUUCACCCUCAACUCGUGUGUUAUGCUUCUUGUUGUGCUUUCUGUCAGCGUCAUUGUUAUUUGGUAUUUGGUUUGGAAACAACAAUAAAAACACCCAUUAGGCAUCUGUAGGAUCAUAGAUAAUCAAAUGUGAUUUAAAGAAGAAUGUAAAUGUAUCGUGUGGACUCUAAGUCAUAUGUAGACGGUUCAUAAACAGGUCAUGCUAGCUGCUCCACCAGGUGAUGGGUCAAAUGCAGACAUACAUUUCCCGUAUCUAUAAGGUCUCAGUCAUUGUUAGUUAUUAUUAGUGGAUGUAAAUGUUUUGUGUUGUGUGUGUAGGAGGAAACCUGUGUGUUGUGAUUCUCAGGGUGUGUCCUAAAUUUCUUAUCAAGGAGGAGGAGCAGUGUGUAGCGGUGGUGUUUACUUAAUGGGGCUUGGGAAGCUAAUGAAAUGUAUUGUAAAAACACAUUUGGCCUCUUUUUUAAAACUUUUGAAUAAAACUUAUUAUUAUUACCUCUUA